AUGACGCAAAUUCACAUUACCACAGACCUCGCCAAGCUGGCCGACAAGAUGCUGCGGACCCCCAAGUGCUCGCGGUGCCGCAACCACGGCUUCCUGGUGCCCGUCAAGGGCCACUCGGGCAAGUGCCGCUGGAAGCAGUGCACCUGCGAGAAGUGCUACCUGAUCGCCGAGCGCCAGAAGAUCAUGGCGGCGCAGAAGAUGCUCAAGAAGCAGGCGGGGGAGGAGGAGCAGGAGGCGGCCGGCCAGGGCCCGCCGGGGCCCGAGCUGGACGCCGCGGCCGCGGCCCCGGGCCCGAGCUUCCGCCCCCCGCCGCCGCCGGCGCCCGCCGCGCUGCCCGACGUGGUGGAGCUGGACGCCGAGGGCCGCGUGGUCAGCGGCUUCCCGGAGCGGCCUCCGCGCGGGCCCAGCCCGGGCCCGAGCGCCUUCCAGCCCGUGCUGGGCGGCCUCGGCCACGCGGGCCCGAGCGAGCGAGGCCCCGCCGGGCUCUUCUUGGGGGCCGAGGCCGCGGGCCGGCCCGCCUUCCGGGGGCCGCUGCCCCCCCUGCCCGGCCCGCCCUUCGCCGACUUCGGCCGCAAUUCGGGCCUGGUGGUGGCGGACAUCAAGAUGGCUUCCUGGCGGCGUGGCAUGGCGGCGCCUUGGCGCCUCGUCGGGCCCCACUGCGCCUGCGCGCCGGCUCUCCAGUACCAGGCAGGGGUGCGCGUGGAGUCGGGGGAGAGCCGUUGCUUGCCCCAAGGAACCGUGUCCUGGUGGGAGGUCGUCAGGGAGACGGGUCUGACGGCAGAGCAGGGGCUGAGCAGCGAGGAUUGGGGCAGGGAAGGGGUGAGGGAGAAGGCGCAAGGACUCCCGUUGAGCAUCACCUCCAACGGCGCGGCGGGGUCCGAGUACCUGGAGCGAGAGCCCGGCAAGCUGUACCCCAGCAUGCGCCCCUACCGCCCGUUCCCGCUGGGCUACCCGGACGCCGCCCCCGGCUCGGGCAUCCCCUUGCAGCGGGACUUCCGGCACGUGUCCUGCGGCCACUACCGCGGAGGAGACCUGGUGUCGGAGCCCAUUGGGGACUUCCCGUCCAGCUUCUAUGCGCCGCCAGCGCCACCUCCGCCGCUGCCACAGCAGCCCCAGUUCCUCCCACCAGGCUUCCUCUCUGCGCUGCACUUACUGCCGCCACCGCCGCCGCCACCGCCUCCCCCCACCUUCUCGCUGACCAUCCUAUCUGACACUGAAAGGGAGGACAGGGAGCCCACCGAUGCCCAGGAGGCAGAGGCAGAGGCGCCCGAGGAUCCCAGCCAGCUGGCAACCCAGGAGAAGUCUGACUAA
Sorex fumeus (smoky shrew) is the source of this 1311-nucleotide messenger RNA. RefSeq names its product DMRT like family B with proline rich C-terminal 1 (gene DMRTB1). The record is from RefSeq and is a predicted model, not a curated record. The transcript is spliced from 7 exons. Gene Ontology annotation, biological process: regulation of transcription by RNA polymerase II; germ cell development; sex differentiation. The coding region runs from base 1 to 1311 and encodes 436 amino acids. Gene Ontology annotation, cellular component: nucleus. NCBI's taxonomy places the organism in Eukaryota, Metazoa, Chordata, Mammalia, Eulipotyphla, Soricidae. Gene Ontology annotation, molecular function: DNA-binding transcription factor activity, RNA polymerase II-specific; RNA polymerase II cis-regulatory region sequence-specific DNA binding.